Molecule: messenger RNA, 2291 nt
Organism: Onychomys torridus (southern grasshopper mouse)
Lineage: Eukaryota; Metazoa; Chordata; Mammalia; Rodentia; Cricetidae
Gene: Elk4
Product: ETS transcription factor ELK4
Exons: 6
Coding region: 514-1806 (430 amino acids)
Biological process (GO): cell differentiation; regulation of transcription by RNA polymerase II
Cellular component (GO): nucleus
Molecular function (GO): sequence-specific DNA binding; DNA-binding transcription factor activity, RNA polymerase II-specific
Source: RefSeq, a predicted model, not a curated record
UUUGAGAGUGGCGGCGGCCGCGGAGCGACGGGAGAGCCGGGCCGUGGUGGGGGACGUAGAGCGCGCGUCUGGCGAGUGGCAACCCGACUAGCCACAUCGCCGCGCCCAGCCGCGUGUGCGGGGGCGGAGGGCGGGGCUCGAGACCUGCGGCGGCCGGAGAUGCGGGCGGCUGCAGGCACGCGGCUGGCUCGGCUCGGCCGCCGCCGCCGCCUUCUCGGGCCCCGGCGCGGGGGUCGCCUUGGCUGCUGCGCCGUCCUUGAGCUCCUAGCGUGAGGAGCGGUCGGAGACGAGCACCGCGCUCAAGGCCGAGAAGGCUUCCCGCGUACGGCCUGCCGCCUUCCUCGCUUACUGUACAGCUGUGGCAAGCUUUUCCUCCGAAAAGCAUUUGGAAACAUCUUUUGGGCGAGGAAUAUUUUAACAGGCGUCCGCAGGAAAUAAGGGGAUUUUGUUGGGUGAAGUCAGAAGACACAGUUGGCUUUUUCUCGAGCUGUUGCAAUUUGAAGGCCCCUUGCUAUGGACAGUGCCAUCACUCUGUGGCAGUUCCUUCUCCAGCUCCUGCAGGAGCCUCAGAAUGAGCACAUGAUCUGCUGGACGUCUAACAAUGGCGAGUUCAAGCUUCUGCAGGCCGAGGAGGUGGCGCGUCUGUGGGGCAUUCGCAAGAACAAGCCCAAUAUGAAUUAUGACAAGCUCAGCAGAGCCCUGAGAUACUACUAUGUAAAGAACAUCAUUAAAAAAGUGAAUGGUCAGAAGUUUGUGUACAAGUUUGUCUCUUAUCCGGAGAUUUUGAAAAUGGAUCCUCUGACAGUAGGCAGGCUCGAGGGAGACUGUGAAACUCUAAAUUCCAUUGAGGCCUGCGGUUCCAAAGAUGCUGAGAGCGGAGGAAAGGAGCGGGCACCUCAGCCUGCAGCCAAGACAUCUAGUCGCAAUGACUACAUACACUCUGGUUUGUAUUCUUCAUUUACUCUCAACUCUCUGAACACCUCCAACAAGAAGCUUUUCAAGUCAAUAAAGAUAGAGAAUCCAGCUGAAAAACUGGCAGAGAAGAAAACUCAGGAGCCAACACCAUCUGUCAUCAAAUUUGUAACAACACCUGCCAAAAAGCCACCCAUCGAACCUGUUGCCCUUACCUUUUCUACAAGCCCGAGUAUUUCUCCGUCUUCUGAAGAAACCAUCCAAGCUUUGGAGACACUGGUUUCUCCCACACUACCCUCUCUGGAAGCCCCGGCCUCUGCAUCCAUUCUGGCUACUGCCUUUAACCCCGCUUCUCCAGUUCCCUCCGCACCCCUCCCUCCAAAGGAGCCUCCUAGGACGCCUUCUCCACCAUUGAGUUCUAACCCAGACAUCGACACAGACAUUGACUCAGUGGCUUCUCAGCCAAUGGAACUUCCAGAGAGCGUGUCACUGGAGCCUAAAAAUGAGGAUUCAGCUUUGCCAGAAAAGGACAAAACAAAUAACUCCUCAAGAUCCAAGAAGCCCAAAGGGUUAGAACUGACGCCCGCCCUUGUGGUCACAGGCAGUGACCCCAGCCCCCUGGGGAUCUUAAGCCCAUCUCUCCCAACAGCGUCUCUUACACCAGCACUUUUUUCACAGACACCCAUCUUGCUGACUCCGAGCCCGUUGCUCUCCAGUAUCCACUUUUGGAGUACUCUCAGCCCAUUUGCUCCCCUGAGCCCAGCCAGACUGCAAGGUGCUAAUACGCUUUUCCAGUUUCCUUCCGUGCUGAACAGUCAUGGACCAUUCACUCUGUCUAGCCUGGAUGGACCUUCCACUCCUGGCCCAUUUUCUCCAGACCUACAGAAGACAUAACCCAUGCAGUUGUGGACUACAAGACCAAGAACUAAGAAACAGAUGUCCAACAUGGUUUGGUUUGAAACGCGGGCUAGCUCUGCAGUGCUCAUACAGACUGUUGUAAUUUUCCCAUUGCCCGCUGAAAGCCUUUCAGGAUUCUCCUAAGUUGGACUGUAUAAAAAUGCCUUAAUUGGAGUCCAGACUCCACCUCACAUCUUUUUUAAAAGAUGUUUUUGUUGUUGUUAUUGCUGUUUUUUGUUUAUUUUCUUAAGCUUUGUGCAAAAAAAACAUUGGUCUGUUGGGUUUAGCAGCUGUGUUUGCAAGAAAGUUCCAGAACAAAGUUACUGGUCCUAGAUGUUAGGACUCUUUGGCCAGGGGGGAAACGUAUGCUUAGAAUCUGUUAUUUAAAAAAAAAAAAAAAAAAUUUGUUAGCUGUGUAUGAUGGCCCACCUCUGUGAUCCCAGCACUUGGGAAGCUGAGGCAGGAGAACACCAAGGGUUGAC